Messenger RNA from Eucalyptus grandis, 747 nucleotides. RefSeq names its product increased DNA methylation 2-like. Bases 1 to 747 code for a protein of 248 amino acids. The record is from RefSeq and is a predicted model, not a curated record. The transcript is spliced from 2 exons. Lineage: Eukaryota; Viridiplantae; Streptophyta; Magnoliopsida; Myrtales; Myrtaceae. Gene Ontology annotation, cellular component: nucleus.
AUGCUUGGUCCUGGUUGCAACAACCUGGAGUUCAUCAACUUCAUUCCAACCAACCUGCACACUUGUUUGCAUGUCGAAGAGCGAUUUAUGGGAAUAGAUAACAUCAUCUUCAUGGAUAACCCGACCACCUCUUACCUCUGGAAAGAGGUUGUUGCGAGGUUUAAGACUGUGACUGGGCCGCAGGAUUUCGUUCUGGAGAAGGAUGCUGCAAAGCUACCUAAUUAUGUCACCGAUGAGGUGUUCUAUGAAGUGAUAGCACGAGAGGGGCGUUCAGAGGGACAACCUCAUUUUUCCGUGCCCUGUCGUGGUUCUCAUGGAAGAAAAUGCAACAUCAGCGUGGCGUUUUCUCCGCUCAAUACGACAGGUGCCGCUGCCACCUGUAGUGCUGGAGUUGGAGUGGUUUGGAAUGCAGAAGUGAAGCUUGCAGGAUCCAUCACAGGGCGUGUGACCCUUGCAGAGUUUGAAGACUAUUACCUGUUUAACGUUUCACCUCCAGGGGUCAGAAUAGAUCAAAUGGAAGCUGCAGCCUUUAGCUGUGAAUUCAACAUGGAUGGCGAGGUCUUGAUCGAAGGAGAGAUUGCGACAGGUGGGAACACGGUUGAAAGCAGAACAGGAAACCCUUGUCCACCUGGACACUUCUCUCUCCGUUUUCAGCUGCCCGGUUCUGUCUAUCCCAGACGUGCCAACUGCAACUUUCGCUCAGAUGGGAUUUUCGAAGGAAUUGUUAAGAAGCAGAUCAAAAAUUGA